AUGGGGUCCGAUCCGCAGUACAUAAAGCACCCUGACCUCGUCCUCGCCCAACAUGUCUUCAACCUGUCCAACCCGUCGUGCACCCAGACGGUGCAGCAGGCAUCGCUGAAGAAGGUCCAGAGCGUCAUCUCCGAGAACAAGAUGGCCCCGUUCUACCGACACCUCGCACACCCUGUCGAAGGAAUUCUGAACCACACCGGGGAAGGCGUCCCUCAGCACCAGGGCGGCUCCGCCAAGACCUUGAUUACGUCGAAUCUGCUGGCAUCUCGGAAGUCGCCGCAGAAGAUCGAGUUCCCCUGGGAUGAGGCUCUAUAUCAAUCGCUAGUUGAGGAUAACCGGAAAGAGUUGGAGACCCUCCAGAAGGAGGAAGACGACGCGGAGGAGGCCGCCGGUGAGACGGAGGUUCUGGCCGCGAGGGGGAAACGUGCUGAGUUCUGGGCGAAGGUGGGCGACAAGGACAAAGCGAUCGAAUCCCACGAGGCCCUUCUGGAGAAGACGACGUUUUUGGGAACGAAGAUCGACCUGGUGAUGGCGAUGAUCCGGAUCGGAUUGUUCUUCGGCGACUCUCUGUUUGUCAAGAAGAGCAUCGAGCGGGCGGAAACCUUGGUCGAGAGCGGCGGGGAUUGGGACCGAAGGAAUCGUCUGAAGGCCUACAAGGGACUGCACCUGCUUACCAUCCGUUCCUACAGCCUGGCUGCCCCUCUCCUUCUCGACAGUCUGUCUACUUUCACGAGUUACGAACUGUGCAGCUAUUCCGCCCUAGUCAUCUACUCUGUCCUCGCUGGAUCGCUAUCGCUGAAGCGAGUUGACUUCAAGGCCAAGGUCGUGGACGCGCCAGAGAUCAGGGCCAUCCUGGGAUCCGGGGAAGAUCGGCUCGCCGCUCUGACCGGUGAGGUGUCUUCCGGACCCGGAGACGAGGAUAUGAAAGAUGCAUCCACUGCCAGCAGCACGCCGGGUGCCGCUACGACCGCCGUCAACCUGACCAUGUUCGCCACCGGUUCUGGCAUCCAGGCCGAAGCCGAAACCCCGGUGGACUUCACAUCCCUCGCCGAUUUGGUCAACAGCCUGUACAACGGCAACUACCGCACAUUCUUCGUCGCCUUGGCGGCCGUGGAAGACAAGUUCCUGACCCAAGAUCGAUACCUGCACGAACACCGUGCGUGGUUUGUCCGCGAGAUGAGACUGCGCGCCUACCAGCAGCUGCUCCAGAGCUACCGAGUUGUGGGACUGACCAGCAUGGCCAAUGACUUCGGCGUGACGGUAGACUUCUUGGACCGGGACCUGGCCAAGUUUAUCGCCAGCAACCGCAUCUCCUGCACCAUCGACCGGGUCAACGGCAUCAUCGAGACGAACCGACCAGACGACAAGAACAAGCAGUAUGCCGAUGUGGUCAAGCACGGUGAUGCUCUGAUCACGAAGCUCCAGAAGUACGGUCAGACCGUGCGCCUGAGGGGAAGCGAACGGAGCUAG
This is a messenger RNA of Aspergillus affinis, 1470 nucleotides long. Its product is annotated as proteasome regulatory particle lid subunit RPN7. Gene Ontology annotation, biological process: proteasome-mediated ubiquitin-dependent protein catabolic process. Gene Ontology annotation, cellular component: proteasome regulatory particle. The coding region runs from base 1 to 1470 and encodes 489 amino acids. The transcript is spliced from 3 exons. The record is from RefSeq and is a predicted model, not a curated record. Lineage: Eukaryota; Fungi; Ascomycota; Eurotiomycetes; Eurotiales; Aspergillaceae.